AUGUGUCAACUGUCAGGAUUGGCAGGCCAGGCUGCGGCAGAAGCGGCCUCUCACACAGGCAUGCCAGUGGAGGAGGCCGCCCUGGCCGCUGGAGCAGCUGCGGCAGCGGCCGCAGCAAACGCAGGCUUGCCUGCGCAGAGCCAGGCGUCACUCGCAGGAUUAGCAGCUGCAGCAGCACUAAGUGGCGCGAAUGCUACAGUGCAGCAAGCGGCCGAGCUGGCUGGGGCUGCAGCAGCUGCUGCGGCCGUGGCUGCAAACAUGACCAUGGCGAACAUCUCGUAUGCAGCCGGACUUGCAGCAGCCGAGGCAGCAAGUGGUGUAGGCGUUAGUGAACAGACAGCCUUGGCAGCCACUGCUGCAGCAUCUGCUGCGAUCCAACAUGGCGACGCGAGUUUGCAAUCUCAGACACUGCUGUCAAGUGCAGUUGUAGCGGCAGUCCUUGCCAGUGCCGGCGUCAGUGGACCAGAUGCAGCUCUGAUCAGUGGUGCAGCCAUUCAGGCAGCCUUGCUCAUGAAUGUCAAAUGUUCCGCAGAGAUUAUCCGGCAAGUGGGUGGCGCAGUAAUGACCACAGUACAACCGACGAACUUGAGUGCCGGGGAUCAAGCAGUGCUUUCAGGACAAGCGGCAGCGGUCGCGGCUGCUAACUGCAAUAUGUCCGCCGUCUUACAAGCAGAGCUCGCCGCCGAGGUUGCAGCAGCAGCAGCGGCACUGGCCAACCUUUCGGUUGAGGAGCAGGCCUCGAUUGCAGGGCAGGUUGCAGCAUCUACAGCCUCUCAAGCAGGCGUGACAGGGGAGGAGGCCGCCCUGGCCGCUGGAGCAGCUGCGGCAGCGGCCGCAGCAAACGCAGGCUUGCCUGCGCAGAGCCAGGCGUCACUCGCAGGAUUAGCAGCUGCAGCAGCAGUAAGUGGCGCGAAUGCGACAGUGCAGCAAGCGGCCGAGCUGGCUGGGGCUGCAGCAGCUGCUGCGGCCGUGGCUGCAAACAUGACCAUGGCGAACAUCUCGUAUGCAGCCGGACUUGCAGCAGCCGAGGCAGCAAGUGGUGUAGGCGUUAGUGAACAGACAGCCUUGGCAGCCACUGCUGCAGCAUCUGCUGCGAUCCAACAUGGCGACGCGAGUUUGCAAUCUCAGACAUUGCUGUCAAGUGCAGUUGUAGCGGCAGUCCUUGCCAGUGCCGGCGUCAGUGGACCAGAUGCAGCUCUGAUCAGUGGUGCAGCCAUUCAGGCAGCCUUGCUCAUGAGUGUCAAUUGUUCCGCAGAGGUUAUCCGGCAAGUGGGUGGCGCAGUAAUGACCACAGUACAACCGACGAACUUGAGUGCCGGGGAUCAAGCAGUGCUUUCAGGGCAAGCGGCAGCGGUCGCGGCUGCGAACUGCAAUAUGUCCGCCGUCUUACAAGCAGAGCUCGCCGCCGAGGUUGCAGCAGCAGCAGCGGCACUGGCCAACCUUUCGGUUGAGGAGCAGGCCUCGAUUGCAGGGCAGGUUGCAGCAUCUACAGCCUCUCAAGCAGGCGUGACAGGGGAGGAGGCCGCCCUGGCCGCUGGAGCAGCUGCGGCAGCGGCCGCAGCAAACGCAGGCUUGCCUGCGCAGAGCCAGGCGUCACUCGCAGGAUUAGCAGCUGCAGCAGCAGUAAGUGGCGCGAAUGCGACAGUGCAGCAAGCGGCCGAGCUGGCUGGGGCUGCAGCAGCUGCUGCGGCCGUGGCUGCAAACAUGACCAUGGCGAACAUCUCGUAUGCAGCCGGACUUGCAGCAGCCGAGGCAGCAAGUGGUGUAGGCGUUAGUGAACAGACAGCCUUGGCAGCCACUGCUGCAGCAUCUGCUGCGAUCCAACAUGGCGACGCGAGUUUGCAAUCUCAGACACUGCUGUCAAGUGCAGUUGUAGCGGCAGUCCUUGCCAGUGCCGGCGUCAGUGGACCAGAUGCAGCUCUGAUCAGUGGUGCAGCCAUUCAGGCAGCCUUGCUCAUGAAUGUCAAUUGUUCCGCAGAGGUUAUCCGGCAAGUGGGUGGCGCAGUAAUGACCACAGUACAACCGACGAACUUGAGUGCCGGGGAUCAAGCAGUGCUUUCAGGGCAAGCGGCAGCGGUCGCGGCUGCGAACUGCAAUAUGUCCGCCGUCUUACAAGCAGAGCUCGCCGCCGAGGUUGCAGCAGCAGCAGCGGCACUGGCCAACCUUUCGGUUGAGGAGCAGGCCUCGAUUGCAGGGCAGGUUGCAGCAUCUACAGCCUCUCAAGCAGGCGUGACAGUGGAGGAGGCCGCCCUGGCCGCUGGAGCAGCUGCGGCAGCGGCCGCAGCAAACGCAGGCUUGCCUGCGCAGAGCCAGGCGUCACUCGCAGGAUUAGCAGCUGCAGCAGCAGUAAGUGGCGCGAAUGCGACAGUGCAGCAAGCGGCCGAGCUGGCUGGGGCUGCAGCAGCUGCUGUGGCCGUGGCUGCAAACAUGACCAUGGCGAACAUCUCGUAUGCAGCCGGACUUGCAGCAGCCGAGGCAGCAAGUGGUGUAGGCGUUAGUGAACAGACAGCCUUGGCAGCCACUGCUGCAGCAUCUGCUGCGAUCCAACAUGGCGACGCGAGUUUGCAAUCUCAGACACUGCUGUCAAGUGCAGUUGUAGCGGCAGUCCUUGCCAGUGCCGGCGUCAGUGGACCAGAUGCAGCUCUGAUCAGUGGUGCAGCCAUUCAGGCAGCCUUGCUCAUGAAUGUCAAUUGUUCCGCAGAGGUUAUCCGGCAAGUGGGUGGCGCAGUAAUGACCACAGUACAACCGACGAACUUGAGUGCCGGGGAUCAAGCAGUGCUUUCAGGGCAAGCGGCAGCGGUCGCGGCUGCGAACUGCAAUAUGUCCGCCGUCUUACAAGCAGAGCUCGCCGCCGAGGUUGCAGCAGCAGCAGCGGCACUGGCCAACCUUUCGGUUGAGGAGCAGGCCUCGAUUGCAGGGCAGGUUGCAGCAUCUACAGCCUCUCAAGCAGGCGUGACAGGGGAGGAGGCCGCCCUGGCCGCUGGAGCAGCUGCGGCAGCGGCCGCAGCAAACGCAGGCUUGCCUGCGCAGAGCCAGGCGUCACUCGCAGGAUUAGCAGCUGCAGCAGCCGUAAAUGGCACCAAUGCGACAGUGCAGCAAGCGGCCGAGCUGGCUGGGGCUGCAGCAGCUGCUGCGGCCGUGGCUGCAAACUUGACAUCAGAUGAGGUGGCAGACGCCGCUCAGAGCGCUGUUGGCCAGGUGGGUUCUUCUGCCGGUCUGGGAGAUGAGGAGCUUGCUCAGCUGACCUCGGACGCCCUGAUACGCACCUGGGUGAGACCUACUAACUUUAAUGAGUCUGAGCGUGUGAACCAGUGUGGCCGAUUCGACAAAGCAACCGAUCUGUUUUUUUGGUUUUAUGCUGGUACGCGCUGCCAGCUGCCACAGACCAUCGAGGACAACUCGAAGCCAUAA
Symbiodinium natans is the source of this 3411-nucleotide messenger RNA. Lineage: Eukaryota; Dinophyceae; Suessiales; Symbiodiniaceae. The record is from the annotation of a GenBank genome assembly.